UUUUCAGGUGGAAUUUGGCUCGAUACGAAUUAUCAAUAUCUGCCAAAUCGUCGUGGUGGCUUAAAUUUAAUUUAUAAUGGCUACUUAUACACGGCGGAACGCAAAUACAAUAGCACCGUCAACUGGGUAUGCAACAAAAAUAGCAACUCCCAGCUUAAAUGCCCCGCCAGAUGCGUUACAUCAGGCAACAACACCAUUAAGCUAAGUCGCAAACAGCAUAAUCACGAACCAGUCAUAACUAAUUAUGACAAUGAUAAUUACAAUCCACAACACUUUCAAAAAGCAAAUAUAAUGAUGAAGUGCCUAAAUUUAAGAAAAUAGUAGUGUAUUAUACUAUAAAUAACAAACAAUAAAAUAAGCGUUAACAAAGAAUAAAUUAUA
Molecule: messenger RNA, 381 nt
Organism: Eupeodes corollae
Lineage: Eukaryota; Metazoa; Arthropoda; Insecta; Diptera; Syrphidae
Exons: 1
Source: RefSeq, a predicted model, not a curated record